AUGAUCUGGAAGCGUGUGACCGCCAUGAGAAAUGCGUAACUGACUUCCUCAGCGGACAAAAGUGGUGAAGUUAGGGAGAAACUCAGCUUUUCGUGGGUAGUGGCCAUUCAGACGGUGGUUGUUAACGUCGGAAUGAUCAGUUCUAACAGAAAAGCUAUUCAGGAUGAAGGUGACGAGCUGCUGACCUGUGGUUGCUUCUUUCCUGGCAAUGCUGACCUUAGCCUCCUGAGACAUUUUGGAUUCAUAGCCCUCAAGGGUUGACCCGGCCAGAGUUCAUCAUGUCAAAGCUAAAAAGCUCGGAGUCAGUCAGGGUGGUGGUUCGCUGUCGGCCCAUGAAUGGCAAGGAAAAGGCGGCUUCAUAUGAUAAGGUGGUAGAUGUGGACGUGAAGCUGGGGCAGGUAUCAGUGAAGAACCCCAAAGGAGUGGCCCACGAAAUGCCCAAGACCUUCACCUUCGAUGCAGUCUAUGACUGGAAUGCCAAGCAGUUUGAACUCUAUGAUGAGACGUUCCGACCACUCGUGGACUCUGUCCUGCAGGGUUUCAAUGGGACAAUUUUUGCCUAUGGACAAACCGGGACUGGGAAAACGUACACGAUGGAAGGAGUCCGUGGUGACCCUGAGAAAAGAGGGGUCAUCCCUAACUCCUUUGAUCAUAUCUUCACCCAUAUCUCUCGAUCUCAGAAUCAACAGUACCUGGUCCGGGCUUCUUACCUGGAGAUCUAUCAGGAGGAGAUCCGAGAUCUGCUCUCAAAGGAUCAGACCAAAAGGCUUGAGCUCAAAGAGAGGCCUGACACUGGAGUGUAUGUGAAAGACCUGUCUUCCUUCGUCACCAAGAGCGUGAAGGAAAUAGAGCACGUGAUGAAUGUGGGGAACCAGAACCGCUCUGUCGGUGCUACCAACAUGAACGAGCACAGUUCACGCUCUCAUGCAAUUUUUGUCAUCACCAUUGAGUGCAGCGAAGUGGGCCUUGAUGGAGAAAACCAUAUCCGUGUAGGGAAAUUGAACCUUGUGGAUCUUGCUGGCAGCGAACGGCAAGCCAAGACUGGUGCACAAGGAGAAAGAUUGAAGGAAGCGACCAAGAUCAACCUGUCCCUUUCAGCCUUAGGUAAUGUCAUCUCUGCCCUGGUAGACGGCAAGAGCACUCACAUUCCGUAUCGGGACUCAAAGCUCACCAGGCUCCUCCAAGAUUCUCUUGGUGGCAAUGCUAAAACUGUAAUGGUGGCCAACGUGGGACCUGCCUCGUACAACAUAGAAGAGACUCUGACCACUCUGAGGUACGCCAACCGUGCCAAAAACAUUAAGAACAAGCCAAGGGUCAACGAGGACCCUAAAGAUGCCCUCCUUCGAGAAUUCCAGGAAGAGAUUGCUCGGCUCAAGGCCCAGCUGGAAAAACGGUCCAUUGGCAGAAGGAAGAGGCGAGAGAAGCGGAGGGAAGGUGGUGGCAGUGGUGGGGGUGGGGAAGAGGAGGAGGAGGAGGGAGAAGAGGGUGAGGAGGAAGGGGAUGAUAAGGAUGAUUACUGGCGGGAACAGCAAGAAAAACUGGAGAUUGAGAAGCGGGCCAUUGUAGAGGACCACAGCUUGGUUGCAGAGGAGAAGAUGAGGCUGCUGAAGGAGAAGGAGAAAAAAAUGGAGGACCUGCGACGGGAGAAGGAUGCGGCUGAGAUGCUGGGCGCCAAGAUCAAGGCCAUGGAGAGUAAGCUGCUUGUUGGAGGGAAAAAUAUAGUAGAUCACACAAAUGAACAGCAGAAAAUCCUGGAGCAGAAACGGCAGGAAAUCGCAGAGCAGAAACGUCGAGAAAGAGAAAUCCAGCAACAGAUGGAAAGUCGAGAUGAGGAGACCUUGGAACUUAAAGAGACAUACAGCUCAUUGCAGCAAGAGGUGGACAUCAAGACCAAAAAACUCAAGAAGCUCUUCUCCAAGCUUCAGGCGGUGAAGGCAGAGAUCCAUGACCUCCAAGAAGAGCACAUCAAGGAGCGUCAGGAGCUGGAGCAGACUCAGAAUGAGCUCACCAGGGAGCUGAAACUCAAGCAUCUUAUUAUAGAAAACUUUAUCCCCCUGGAAGAAAAAAGUAAAAUUAUGAACAGAUCCUUCUUUGACGAAGAGGAAGACCAUUGGAAAUUACAUCCUAUAACCAGACUGGAGAACCAGCAGAUGAUGAAGCGGCCAGUCUCAGCUGUGGGAUAUAAGAGGCCAUUGAGCCAACACGCAAGAAUGUCCAUGAUGAUUCGUCCAGAGGCCCGAUACAGGGCAGAAAACAUCGUGCUGUUAGAGCUGGACAUGCCCAGCCGGACCACCAGAGACUAUGAGGGCCCCGCCAUCGCUCCCAAAGUCCAGGCUGCCCUGGACGCGGCCCUGCAGGACGAAGAUGAGAUACAGGUGGAUGCGUCAUCCUUUGAAAGCACUACAAAUAAGAAAUCCAAGGCCAGGCCCAAAAGCGGAAGGAAGUCGGGACCCUCCUCCUCUUCCUCAGGAACCCCCGCAUCUCAGCUUUACCCACAGUCUCGAGGGCUGGUUCCAAAAUAAAGCCAGUCCCUCCUCUCCCAGGGUGUAAAUAGCAUUUGCCUUCUGAGAGAAGAGACAAGCAAAAACCCGCCGAGAGGACUCAAGCCCAAACUCAGAACCGUGCCCCUGGGGAGAAGCUAUGGCCUCUUUGCAGAUGAACCACCUGAAUCUGGUUGAAAUGUGCUGGUCCUCAUCUGGCACUCAGCAACUCUGGGAAACGCCCUUUAAUUAGCAUCUCAGAAAUGCAUGGGUAAGGUAAAGUGUGAUAGUCCAAGUGGAAAGCAAGAGAAUGACCAGUGACCUUGCUUCCCCUCUCCCUUGCCUUCUCCUCUCCCUUUGCUUAACCUCCCUUCCUCUCACCUCUCCUUUUCUAGCUUAUUCUUUGUACUGAGCUCCUUUCUUAGUGAACAUCAGGGCAGAAUCGGGAGUCACCUGAGCAGGACCAAGUCUUUGGAGCCUCAGGAUAAAAUGACAAUGAGGUUGAAAAGUAAAUGCCCUAGAACUUGAAUAGGUGCUUGUUCCUGUAGGUGGAAUGAGAAUUCUCUUACGGAUCCAAGCCCCCGAUAGGCGUGAUCCGAGCACCUCAGUAAGAAGGGGAUCUGUCGUUCAGGAACUGCUGAAUAAGGAAACGUUUUCCAAGAAUGUUGGAAGCAAUAGAAAUAACAUUCCCUUUGCCUCCUUGGAGAGUUUAGGGAAAACAGCUUCUUAAAAACCUUAAAACCACGACCAUCCUGUCAAAGACGUAAAUCUGUAAGCUGAUGCCACAUCCAUACACUAUGUCACUUUACUCUUCAUCUGUCACCAUCUUUUCCCUUGCACGCAUCCUCUGAGUGUCCCUGCCCAGGCCCAUCCUCUGCCUCCAGAGCAUGCUCAGCCGUAGGCCUGUUUUGUGGGAAAAGGGAGGUCGGCUCUGCUUUCUCUGGUGGGACAAGAGCUGGGGGAACGAGACAUACAGUGGCACUUUUGAAUUCCCCAUUUUGUUCCAUAUUUGCUUAAGGGUGACCAGGCAGUGCAGAGACAGAGACGUGAGACUCGGGGCAGUGGGAGAGGAAGAUAUAACGGACGGGAGCAAAGGAGUCCUGCCUGCCUUCAGCAGAACACCUAGAACUGUGGCUCCCUGCAGCCAGAGCCCAAGGUGGGGGCCAGGAGUGGCGGCGCGAUUGAAUAGGCUCAGAGGAGAGAGUUAGGAAUUCCCCUUUACAUAUACUAGUUUGGUCUGUAAGUUUUAGUUCUUUGUAUUAUUGAAAUUCAAAGCUUCA
Neofelis nebulosa (Clouded leopard) is the source of this 3760-nucleotide messenger RNA. RefSeq names its product kinesin family member 3B (gene KIF3B). The transcript is spliced from 9 exons. The record is from RefSeq and is a predicted model, not a curated record. Gene Ontology annotation, molecular function: microtubule motor activity; ATP binding; microtubule binding. The coding region runs from base 279 to 2522 and encodes 747 amino acids. Lineage: Eukaryota; Metazoa; Chordata; Mammalia; Carnivora; Felidae. Gene Ontology annotation, biological process: microtubule-based movement.